AUGGCGCCGGGAAGAAGUUUGUUGCUCAAGGUCAUUGUCCUCGGGGAUAGCGGGGUUGGUCAGACCUCCUUGUUGGACCAAUAUGUGUGUAAUCGGUUUAGUCUGCAGCACGAAGCGACUAUUGGUAAAGAUUUCCUGACGAAGGAGAUUCAGAUUGAGGAUGAUGAGAAUGUUAUUCUACAGCUUUGGGAUACUGCUGUACAAGAAAGACAGAGCCUUGAUCCAUAUUUCUUUAGAGGCGCAGAUUGCUGUGUCCUGGUAUUUGACGUUAAUGUCUCCAAGUCCUUUGACUCCCUCCAAUAUUGGCACCAGGAGUUUCUUAAACAGGCAAUUCCAUCGGAUCCAAAGACAUUUCCGUUCGUAGUGCUUGGAAACAAGGUUGACAUGGAUGGAGGGAGCAGUAGAGUGGUCUCCGAGAAGGAAGCAGCUGAGUGGUGUGCUUCAAAUGGUAACAUACCUUAUUUCGAGACAUCAGCAAAAGAAGACUACAAUGUUGAUGAAGCAUUCUUUACCAUAGCCAAAAUCGUCGUCGCGAAGGAACAUGAACUGGAUAGAAUAUUAUCGGAGGAAAAGGAAGAGGAAGAAAGCAGUACUUGGUCCUUUGAAAAUUGUGAAGAAACAGAGGAAGUCAACGUGGAUGGUCGUCUCUCACCAUGA
Molecule: messenger RNA, 657 nt
Organism: Microthlaspi erraticum
Lineage: Eukaryota; Viridiplantae; Streptophyta; Magnoliopsida; Brassicales; Brassicaceae
Source: the annotation of a GenBank genome assembly